AUGAACGAAGGGGACGCGGAGAUCAUCUUCCUGGGCACCGGAUCGUCGGCGCCCGCCAAGUACCGCAACGUGACCGGCAUCGUCGUCGACCAAAAGGAUAAGGGCUCGGUGUUUGUGGACACCGGCGAGGGGACGCUCGGGCAGCUCGUGCGCUGCGUCGGCGUCGACGCCGCCGACGACAUCGUUCGAAGGCUCAAGUGCGUGUGGAUCUCGCACAUCCACGCCGAUCACCACGUCGGAUUGCCCACGAUUUUGGCGCGGCGGAGGGCGCUGUUGGGAUCGAACGGCUCGGACGAGGAUCCCGUGACGGUGGUGGGCCCGAAGGACCUCAGACGUUUUCUCAACGCGUACAACGCCGUGGAGCCGCUGCACGCGCGGUUCGUGGACUGCCGCGCCACCCUCGAGGGCGAGUGGACGCGCGGGAAGCAGGAGGAGGAGGAGGAUGGGGAGGAGCGCGAAGGAGUCGUGGGGACGACGAACGCCCCAAACUCCCCGAGCGUCGACGGAUCGAAUAAUAAACCCGGCUCCGGCUCCUCGUCGUUUGAUUGGGGCGACUCCCUGAGCCACGUGAGGGACGCGUGCGCCGCGUUGGGGUUGAGACGGAUGGUCUCCACGCCCGUCGUGCACUGCGCGCACGCGUUCGCGCUCACCAUGGAGUCCGAGGCGACGUGCGCGGAGACGGGCGAGGGGUGGAAGCUGGUGUACAGCGGCGAUACUCGACCGUGCUCAAACGUUACAAACGCCGCGAGGGGCGCGACGGUGCUCGUGCACGAGGCGACGUUCGAGGACGGGAUGGAGGAGGACGCCGUCAAGAAGCGGCACAGCACGGUGGGCGAGGCGGUGAAGGUGGGCACCGACGCCGGGGCGUACCGCACGGUGUUGACGCACUUCAGCCAGCGGUACCCGAAGGUGCCGGUGUUCAAGGGCGGGCAGAGGGUGGGCGUCGCGUUCGAUCUCAUGCGCCUGGAUUUCAAGACGGGGUUGCCGAGGGUGCCGUCGUUCCUGGAAGCCGCGAGGAGCCUGUUCCCCGAAGAGGAAGACGCGGAGACACCGGCGAAGGAGCCGGCGCCGUGAUGA
Micromonas commoda is the source of this 1077-nucleotide messenger RNA. RefSeq lists its product with no specific name. Gene Ontology annotation, molecular function: 3'-tRNA processing endoribonuclease activity. Gene Ontology annotation, biological process: mitochondrial tRNA 3'-end processing. Lineage: Eukaryota; Viridiplantae; Chlorophyta; Mamiellophyceae; Mamiellales; Mamiellaceae. The record is from RefSeq and is a predicted model, not a curated record. Gene Ontology annotation, cellular component: mitochondrion. The transcript has a single exon. Bases 1 to 1074 code for a protein of 357 amino acids.